AUGCCCAUCGAUUACACCGUCUACAAAGGCUCAGCAAACGGCGUUGAAGAGGCCACCGUCCAUGCUGACGCCCUCACACCUCGUCAGGUCCUCGUCAAGAUCACCCAUGCGGGAAUAUGCGGGACCGAUGAACACUAUAAGCAAGCGCCCAUUGGAAUGGGCCACGAGGGAGUUGGCACGGUACAGGAAAUCGGAAAGGACGUGACCGAAUUCAAAGUCGGCGAUGUCGUCAGCUGGGGUUUCCUCCACAAAACUUGUGGGCGUUGUGAGCAAUGUGCUGCUGGGUACGAUGCUUAUUGCGUAACCCGAGAAAUUCAUGGCCAAAACGACGGCCACCAAGGCGCUUUUGGCUCACACGCAAUCUGGGAUGCAUCGAUCUUGUUCCUUGUUCCGGCUGGGCUUGCGCCAGAAGAGGCUGCACCACUCAUGUGUGGUGGCGCCACCGUUUUCGAGACCAUCGAAGAGUCAAAUAUCAGGGCGACUGAACGCGUUGGAGUUGUUGGCAUUGGUGGUCUGGGUCACUUGGCAAUCCAAUAUCUGUCGAAGAUGGGUGUGGCCGUCGUCGCGUUCUCCACCACAGAGUCCAAACGGGAGGAAGCACUACAGCUUGGUGCAUCGGAGUUUGUCGUAGCGAAAGAAGGCAGCGAAGAGCUCAAAAAAAUAGCGCCAGUCAACCACCUGCUCGUCACUAGCAACGUUGUGCCCGACUGGAACCUAUACCUCGGUCUCCUCAAACCACGCGCAACAAUCCAUCUCCUCACCAUCGACUUUGGCUCAUUCUCUGUGCCUGCAUUCCCGCUGGUCGUCUUCGGUCUGAAUCUGAAAGGCUCUGCCAUCGCCGGCCGGAAAAACACACAAAAAGCCCUCGACUUUGCUGCUCGUCACGGUGUCAAGCCUGUCGUCCAAAAGUUCCCCAUGACCAAAGCUGGAGUGGAGGAGGGUAUGGCGAAACUGCGGGAGGGAAAAUGGAUGCUUGCUCGUUGGACUCUUCGCACGUGUGCCAGAUGGUACAACUCGCUAGCCCUGCAGCCAACAGAUCUGCUGGAUAAAUACCAUGGACUAGUCAAAGGAAGGCAGAUUCAGUACGACGAGGACCAGAUUCGCGUGGUGAUGCAGCUCCGCAGACUGCAGCAAGAGCUGGUGGAUUACACUCCUAUGGUAGCUCCUCGCCUUCUUGAGAAUCCUCAAACAUCUUCUGCAUGGUACUCCGACGAGAGCGCUUCAACGCAAUCCGCCAUAGUUUCCCUUAAAAGCCAUGUCGAAGAACUAGCCAAUCUCGAGACGCCCAAGGGCAUGCUAUUGACCGGCCCACCGGGUUGUGGGAAGAGUUUUCUGAUAGACCUCUGGCUUUCAGGUUUAUCCACUCCAUACAAGACACGAAAGCACUACAACCAGCUUGUGCUUGAAAUAUAUCGGGGAGUGUGGCAGGAAACGCAACGUCGAAUGCAAACUCCAUCCACCUACGGAAACAGCGAAAGAAGUACUUGGGAUCGGUCAGUCCGCGAGAGAUGGCGUCGACUCGUCCGAGCUGGGGGUCUUCCCAAGAUAUGGCCUCGCAUGACGAGUUUGCCUGUGACAUCCAACCCGACCAUCGCAUUUUCUGUCGCCCAAAAGCUAGUUCUUCGCCAUUGGCUUCUCGUAUUCGACGAAAUACAGCUGCUCGAUAUUUCUAGUGCUACACUUCUUGCAGAUGUGCUUUCGUGGUUCUGGCGGAUGGGUGGAGUCAUUGUAGGAACGUCGAACAAAGUCCCGGAUGAUAUCUACAAGCAUGGUGUGCAGAGAGAACGACUCGAGCCUUUUGUUGAGGCUUUGAAGGUCCGCUGUCCUGUGUUGACUAUGCGGAGUGAACAAGAUUGGCGGAGACGGACUUAUCAUCCAGCCCAGAAACUUGGGUAUUGGUUGCUGGAAGGACAGGAAUCCGAGCUCGACAGGCUUCUACAAGGAGAGACGUAUAACUCGGGAGAAUACGGAAAGACCCUCAACGUUUUCGGAAGAACGCUCGAAAUUCCUUGGUCGUCCGGUGGCAAAGCCAAAUUCACUUUCAACCAAUUAUGUAAAGAAACCCUUGGACCUGCAGACUACCUCACCAUUGCUGGCAACUUCCACACUAUCGCUCUAACACACCUUCCGGCAUUGCCGCUCUCAGCCAAAAAUCAAGCACGCAGGUUCAUAUCGUUAAUCGACGCACUCUAUGAGGCGCGUUGCCGGCUUAUUUGUCUCGCAGAAGCGUCUCCUGAAGAUAUAUUUUUCCCCGAUGCGCUUUUGGACGAAGAAGCAAGCAACAUUGAUAUUUUGCAUGCUGAAUCUGUGAGCGAAACCACGGACGGAUACCGCCCAAAUGUCUCUUCCUAUGAUGCCCCUUCAAUGCAACAUCCACAUAAAAUUUCAGAGGAGACAAAUUCGUCAUUGUCUCUUGAAACACUCUCGAUUUUCUCCGGUCAAGAAGAGCAAUUUGCCUUCAAACGUGCUCUUUCGCGCUUGAUCGAGAUGACUGGUGCAGAAUAUUGGCGUUCUGCGCAAUGGUCACCGUUGGCUGUCACGGAUCGCGCUUGGGAGGGACGUGGUCACGGAUCGACACCAGCAAGAAAUCGGUCAUCAACAGCCAUACAAAACGACGAUGAUUUUGCCUCGGAAGCAAAUUAUGCAGAUGUCGCGGCAAGUAGAUUGAUGCGGCCCGAAGCUCCUCGAUUGAAGGAGGAGCAUAUGUGGGGUGUUCGGGACGACUGGGGUGAUGGUGCGAAGAGUUGGGGUAGAGGAGUCAAGGCGUAUGAGCGAAAGCAACAGUAA
Molecule: messenger RNA, 2787 nt
Organism: Mycena indigotica
Lineage: Eukaryota; Fungi; Basidiomycota; Agaricomycetes; Agaricales; Mycenaceae
Product: Mitochondrial ATPase
Exons: 9
Coding region: 1-2787 (928 amino acids)
Cellular component (GO): mitochondrion; cytoplasm
Molecular function (GO): ATP binding; ATP hydrolysis activity; zinc ion binding
Source: RefSeq, a predicted model, not a curated record